UUUUUUUUUUUUUUCACACUUUUGUAAACAACAUGGCGAUUAACGGAGUGGGCCAGCUUGCCCGCUGAUCAAACACGGUGCUGUUAUCAAAACCGUCGUCCUCUGCGAAGCCAGCGUGGUGUGGUAAACCGGGGCUGAAAUCCAGACCCAGCUAGCUGACAGGUCCUCAACGAAACCAGCAGGAGUUGGACCGACGAGCUGUCAAGAGGACUAUCCAUCGGAAGCUAACGUUAUCGUUAGCAACUUUGGCUAAGUCUUCCCAGCCUGCAUCUUUUUAUCCAGAUCUUACACACAGGAUACAUGUAAAGUCCCUCUUAGUCUAUGGGCUCCCAGUCCAGUUCUGGGAUGUCUUGUGGAAGGGGCUCUUCCAGUGGCAACCCAGCAGAUCCGUCUGAAGCAGCAGAACCGAACCAGAGCAGCAGUAGCAAUACCAGCGGGAGCAGCAGCCGAGGCCGCCGGACGGCUGACAGGCAGCAGGGAGACAGGCAGUCCGCUUUCGAGGAGGACGUUGACCUAGCUGAAGUGCUGGCUUAUCUACUGAGAAGGGGCCAGGUCAGAGUGGUCCAUGGCCAUGAAGCUACUGGGCUGCAGCUGGUCCAGUCGUACUCUGACUCUGAUGAGGACAGCGACGGAGCCUGGGACGGGCGGCUGGGCGACCGCUACAACCCACCAGUGGACACCCAGCCCAACACGCAGGAAGUGGACCGCAGUGAGAUCCGAACACAGAUCCUCCUGGCUACUGCCUCGUCCUCCUUGAAAGGCCGACACAGUUUCACCCACAUGCUGACAGAGAGAGAACAAGGCAGAUGUAGAGGCUCCAGUUUUUCUCACGGAGAAUGCAGUCGUAUCCGCACACAUUUCCUGCCAAACUACGUGUCCCACAAGGAUACAUACCUGCAGAAAGCCUUUUGUGGAGUUUACAGCGAGGAGGGCAGCAUGUUCCUCUCUGCCUGCCAAGACCAGAAUAUCCGCCUGUACGACACCACCAGGGGGCGUUUCCACCUGCAGCGGACAGUGAAGGCCCGUGACGUGGGCUGGAGCGUGCUGGAUGUCUGCUUCACGCCCGAUGCUCGCCAUGUGCUGUACUCCAGCUGGUCUGACUACAUUCAUUUGUGCAGUAUAGAUGGAGACGGUGAAAACCACACCGCCCUGGACCUCAAUCCAGAUGAGAGGAGGUUCUGCGUGUUCUCGCUGGCUGCGUCAACAGAUGGCAAAGAGAUUCUGGGCGGAGCAAACGACGGCUGUCUUUAUGUGUUUGAUCUUGAACAGAAUAAACGAACACUGAAGAUCGAUGCCCACGAGGACGACGUGAACACGGUGGCGUUCGCCGACAGCUCGUCCCAGCUUCUGUUUUCUGGCAGCGACGACGCUCUGUGCAAGGUGUGGGACAGACGGACGCUGCGAGAGGACAGGCCGCUGCCCGUCGGACAGCUGGCCGGCCACAGAGACGGCAUCACCUUCAUCCACAGCAAGGGCGACGCUCGCUAUCUCAUCAGCAACUCGAAGGACCAGUCCAUCAAGCUAUGGGACAUCCGAAAAUUCUCACCCAAAGAGGGUUUGGCUGCCUCUCGCCUGGCUGUCACCCAACAAAACUGGGACUACCGCUGGCAGCAGGUUCCCCAGAGAGCUCUGAAGAAACACAAACUGACCGGCGACACCUCAGUGAUGACCUACCGCGGCCACGGCGUUCUGCACACGCUCAUCCGCUGCCGGUUCUCUCCGGAGUUCAGCACCGGGCAGAGGUUCAUCUACUCCGGCUGCUCCACCGGGAAAAUCGUCAUCUACGACGUCCUGACCGGCUUGGUGGUGUCCAGACUGUCGGGUCACGACGCGUGCGUGAGGGACGUCAGCUGGCACCCAUAUGAUGACAAAAUCAUCAGCAGCUCUUGGGACGGAGCGGUGCGGAUGUGGGAGCACAGGCAAACCCAUCCACUGGAGGAAGAACGGGAGAGGGACAGAGAGGGAAAGAGACACACGGAGGAAGAAGAGAAAUGAAGGAAGAGAUGGUGGAGGCCAAGGCUGCCCCUGAAAUGGGGGCAGCAGGGAGUUUGGGAGCUCAGAUGGACUGUGACAGACUUCUAUACCCUUUUAAUUCAAUGCUGGAUAUUAAUGAUCAGAUGCAUAGCAUGGCUCUGAAGUAUUGUUUUGGAACGGCUACAGGGCCCCACCUUGUUGAGAGCAGAUAUGAACGCAGAGGGACGCCCCCUGUUUGUCUUUGGAUCUUUGUCCCCUUGGUCUUGUGCAGAAUAAACAGGCCGACGCUUUUCGUCUUGGCCCGAACUCAAAAUGUGCCGCAAAAUGCUGCAGCCAGAGAGAUAUUAAGAUGUAACGAUAAGUUAGCUUCAAUAAGUUAGACAUGUUUAAUAUUGCAGGGAGAAAACGGGGGUCAUGGUGAUUCUGUAUACAUGUAUAGUACUUUAAUGAAAUGUGCUUGGAGGGAGCUUAGAUAGAUGCCUGCAUCAGUUUUCAUUUUGCCGUCAUGGUUAGCACAAGCCAUGCCCUAAUGUUUAUUCUCUAGAUGCCCAAAGCCCCAGCUCGUACACCAGUCUGCAACAUGAUCAACUAGUCCAAGAUGGCUUCUUAGGCAUCAUCCACAGCUGGACACCGGAUCAGUAAUGCUUUUUCAGAGUGAUUUUUGUUCGGCAGUAUAAACUUGUGGUAUUUCUCAGAGAUCUGAAUCUGUGUGAUCUUGUAUUAAAACCUGGACAGGGGAUGUGCUCAUGGUAAAUAUCUUGCACUCUGAUCUGUAUAUGCAAUUUUGAGGUGUUUAUACAGUCAUUCAAGUCUCACUUUCAGUUGUUUUACAGUGACAAUAAAAAGAGAAUUUUCUUUAAUUGUAGCACUAAAACUGUCUCGUUAACUAUGUUUCUCUGUGGUUCUGAGCUUUAAAAGCUGAAGGUGAUGUCCAGCUUCAUUUGUUUUCUCCACAGAAAUAAAUGGACAAAAACAUAAAAAAGUGAAUACAGGUGCAUCCCAGUAAAUAAGAAUAUGAAUUAAAAGUUCAUAGAAGUUAAACAAAGUAUUUACCCCCCCCCCACCUUGUUUUUCUUUUUUUUUUGGCAUCCUGAAAUGCUUUAAUGUUGUACAAAGUUAACCUGAGUAAAUACAGAAGCUGUUUUUUUUUUUUUUUUAUGAUUUCAUUUAUUGCAGGAAAAAAGAUUACUCAAAAGAAUCUGAUGUUAUGUGAAAAAUUCACUUUUUGCUGAUCUGGAACUUUGUUUGAAUUAAAUAACUGAAAUAAAACAACCUGCCAUGA
Messenger RNA from Girardinichthys multiradiatus, 3256 nucleotides. It is a transcript of the gene dcaf11, whose product is annotated as ddb1 and cul4 associated factor 11. NCBI's taxonomy places the organism in Eukaryota, Metazoa, Chordata, Actinopteri, Cyprinodontiformes, Goodeidae. The record is from RefSeq and is a predicted model, not a curated record. The transcript is spliced from 15 exons. Bases 322 to 1995 code for a protein of 557 amino acids. Gene Ontology annotation, molecular function: protein binding. Gene Ontology annotation, cellular component: Cul4-RING E3 ubiquitin ligase complex. Gene Ontology annotation, biological process: proteasome-mediated ubiquitin-dependent protein catabolic process.